AUGAACUACUUCACCGCCGACCCUCAACAACAGCAGCAACAGCAACAGCAACAACAACAACAGCAGCAACAACAGCAACAGCAGCAGCAACAGCAACAACAGCAACAGCAGCUGGAGCUUAACCAACAGCUUUUAAACAACGGCGGAAGCAGUAGUGGAAGUGGUAGUAGUAGCGGAGGUGGUGGCGGCGGUGGCGGCGGCGGAAGCAGCAGUGGCGCUGGAGGUAGCAGCAGUAUUGGAUAUAUUGCUCAAGGAAGCUCGAAUCUUACAACCAACAACACAGCCCAUCCAAUCGUCAAGGAUCCACUAGCACCUGAGGACUUUAAUGAGAUCAACAAAGGCUCAAAGACUGUGGAGAUUCCAAACUUCUCAUCGUACAAGGAGAGCUUUUACACACCAAUAUUCAACCUUUGCAAUGCCAACUGGCGUCUGUUGAUCUUCCCCGAAGGAAACAACAGUCCUGGCAAUAUCUCCAUCUUCCUCGACUACUAUGACAUUGGCAUCAACCCACUGUUCGAGAAGGAUGCUGGUCUAACCCUGACGCUCAUCAAUCAAGCUGAUCCAAAGAAGAACGUCAGAAAGACAUCAAACCACAAGUUCUCAUUCAAAGGUGUCAACUGGGGAUUUGUUAGUUUCCUCAAUCUUCAAAUCCUGUUAAAGCCAGAGAAUGGCUUCCUCAUCCAAGACAAGUUGAGGAUACGUGUAGAGAUCAACUCACCAGUCACUGUAGACAACUCUGAUCCACAAAAUCAUAAGCCCUAUGGAAAGUUCUCCUACUCUUUGACCAACUUUUCACACCACUUUGAGAACUUCUAUUCUCCAACCUACUUUGUGUGUGGAUCGAAUUGGCGAAUAUAUAUCUUCCCCAACGGCUACUCUUCGCCCAACUACUUCUCUGUCUAUCUCGAUCUGCUCGAUGUCAAGUUCAAGCCACUGUUGGUCAAGCAUUUGUUCUUUGCCAUCGAGAUUGUUAACCAGAAGAACCCAGAGAAGAACUUGAAGAAGUGGGUUGACCAUGUCUAUGACGACAAGAACAUGAACUUUGGCUUCCCCAAGUUCGUCCUCUUGUCCACCUUGACCAAUCCCGACAAUGGAUUCAUAGUGGACGAUACUGUCAUCAUCAACAUUGAGUUCACAGUCAUGUCCUCCAAUUUCAUCGAAGAUCAUCAGAAUUUUGAAAUAGAGUCCAACCUAUCCAAGCCACACUGUGGAGCGUUCACAUUCCAUGCCAAGAAGAGCCAGAGCACUGACCUGAUCUUUUCACCAACGUACAACAUUGCUGGAAGCAAGUGGCAGCUGGUCAGUUACCCAUUGGAGAAUCUCACCGACUAUUUCUCAAUCUAUCUCGAUCUCGUUGACAUCAAGACGAAGCCACUACUGAGGAAGCAUAUCUCUUUUGCCAUUGAGAUUGUUAACCAACACAACCAAGCCAAGAACUUUAAGAAGUACAUAAGCAAUAUCUAUUCAUACAACUCAUUCAGUUGGUUGUUCCAAAAGUUCAUGAAGAACCAAACAUUGUUGGACCCAAAGCUUGGCUUCAUCAAGGAUGACAUCAUCAUCAUCAAUGUCGAGCUGAUCACGGUUUCCAGUGACUUUUUGAAACCAAUUCCAUUCAAGUACCAAGUGGCACCACCCAUCGAAUCACCCAGGUGCAUUGAACCUGCUCAGACCAUGUUUGUCGAUGAGAGUGCACAGCAUCUACUCCCUGUUGGUGAGCAGGUAUCAAAUGGCUUCCACUAUGAGAUCACAGACUUCUCCACUCUUGACAAGAGUUUCUACUCGCCAGUAUUCUCCUUGAACAACACAAAGUGGAGGUUCUAUGUGUUCCCAAAGGGCAACAGUGCACCCAACUUCUUCUCCCUCUACCUGGACUAUGUUGAUCCAAAGAUCAAUCCAAAGACCAGACAGUACAUUUGCUUCGUGCUAGAGAUUGUCAACAAGAAGAACCCUGCCAAGUCAGAGAGGAAGUACUCCUUCCAUACAUUCUGCUACAGCAGCGUCAAUUGGGGAUUCAAGAAGUUUAUAUCAUUGGAGAGCUUAAAGGAUGGCACAUCUGGAUUCCUUGACAAUGACUCUAUCACCGUCCGUGUCACUAUCUACUUCUUGGCUCAAAGCACUCUGGAUACUGAGCAUCUCUUGUCAUAUUCUCAUGAGAGAUCCAAACACUUCCAACUUUACAGCAACGACAAUGUAGAGAGCUUGUCCCCAGAGGUGCUAAAGAAACAAAAGAUGGAUGAGGAGCAGUACUACUAUCACACGAUCAAAUUGACAAUGGACUCUGACUUUGAGGCGGGCACCUCGUUUGACCUUGUCGACUUUGCCAAUCACACACCCAUCAAGAUCAGAAAGACGUCAACUCUACUUGAGCUAAAGGUAGUGUAG
Messenger RNA from Acytostelium subglobosum LB1, 2382 nucleotides. RefSeq lists its product as hypothetical. NCBI's taxonomy places the organism in Eukaryota, Evosea, Eumycetozoa, Acytosteliales, Acytosteliaceae. The transcript is spliced from 8 exons. The record is from RefSeq and is a predicted model, not a curated record. The coding region runs from base 1 to 2382 and encodes 793 amino acids. Gene Ontology annotation, molecular function: protein binding.